Pimephales promelas (fathead minnow) is the source of this 2169-nucleotide messenger RNA. RefSeq names its product glutathione reductase (gene gsr). Gene Ontology annotation, biological process: cell redox homeostasis; cellular response to oxidative stress; glutathione metabolic process. Gene Ontology annotation, molecular function: NADP binding; glutathione-disulfide reductase (NADPH) activity; flavin adenine dinucleotide binding. The record is from RefSeq and is a predicted model, not a curated record. Lineage: Eukaryota; Metazoa; Chordata; Actinopteri; Cypriniformes; Leuciscidae. Gene Ontology annotation, cellular component: cytosol; mitochondrion.
UUAUCUCGGCGUCAUUCUGACUUCACAGUUUACAUCGACGCAUUCCGUUAAAACUAUAUAAAUACGAAAAUGGUCAGCAAAGGCAACUAAAGAGUUUAUAACUCAGCACAUCUAAGCAACGACACUUUGUUACAUAUAAUGUUUACAAUAUACUCCAAACGGGUUUCCGCUACUACAACUACAUGUGUAACGGCUGCACUUCAUCGUUCAACUACUACAUUCGGGGUGUUGGCUUCCUGCUUAUGGAGAUAUUAAGCCCGUUGGCUCGAUUACGAGCGUCUUUUCUUACUCUUGGACGAUCGCUGUUGUCUUCUCGUAGACUCAUCAGUCGCAGCAUGGCCUCUGAAUCCGUCACGCGCUUUGAUUUUCUGGUGAUUGGCGGAGGGUCCGGAGGGCUGGCCGGUGCGCGGCGGGCGGCUGAACUCGGUGCCACCGCAGCCGUCAUCGAAAGUCACAAACUCGGAGGUACCUGCGUGAAUGUUGGUUGUGUUCCUAAAAAGGUUAUGUGGAAUACAUCCACUCAUGCAGAGUAUCUCCAUGAUCAUGAAGACUAUGGAUUUGAGGGAGCAAAAGCACAUUUCAGCUGGCAACUCAUUAAACGCAAAAGGGAUGCUUACGUUAGUCGCCUGAAUCAGAUUUACCUGAGCAACCUUGAAAAGGCCAAAAUUGAGUCCAUUCAUGGCUAUGCAAGGUUCACAGAUGACCCUGAACCUACCGUUGAAGUCAAUGGAAAGAAAUACACAGCCACCCAUAUCUUAAUCUCCACUGGCGGUCACCCGUCCACUGUCAGUGAGGAUGAUGUACCAGGAGCUGGUUUAGGCAUUACCAGUGAUGGAUUCUUUGAACUUGAAUCUUGCCCUAAACGUAGUGUCAUAGUUGGGGCUGGAUAUAUUGCUGUGGAGAUGGCUGGUAUCCUUUCCACUCUGGGGUCCAAAACGUCCAUCAUCAUCCGACAAGGAGGGGUGCUGAGGAACUUCGAUGCCUUGAUAAGCUCAAAUUGCACAAAAGAAUUGCAAAAUCAUGGUAUUGAUUUACGGAAAAAUACUCAGGUGAAGUCAGUGCAGAAGACUGACAAGGGCCUCACUGUUACGCUUGUGACAAAAGACCCUGAUGUCAAGGAUGCAGAGGACAAGUUGGACACCAUCCAUGAGGUGGACUGUCUGCUCUGGGCUAUUGGCAGGGAACCCAGUACUGCUGGCCUCAACCUCAGUCAAAUAGGUGUGAAGCUUGAUGAAAAGGGACACAUCAUGGUGGAUGAGUUCCAGAACACCACUCGUCCAGGCGUUUAUGCAGUUGGGGAUGUUUGUGGGAGAGCUCUUCUUACACCUGUUGCUAUUGCUGCUGGCAGAAAGCUUGCUCACCGACUAUUUGAGGGCAAAGCAGACUCCAAAGUCGAUUAUAAUAAUAUCCCUACUGUUGUGUUCAGCCACCCACCAAUCGGCACAGUAGGACUAACUGAAGACGAAGCAAUCAAGUCCUGGGGAAAGGACAAUGUGAAAGCUUAUACCACUUCUUUCACCCCCAUGUAUUACGCCAUCACCACUCGAAAGAGUCAGUGCAUCAUGAAGUUGGUGUGUGCUGGCAAAGAGGAAAAGGUGGUUGGCCUCCAUAUGCAGGGUUUUGGCUGUGAUGAGAUGCUUCAGGGUUUUGCUGUGGCUGUUAACAUGGGGGCUACUAAAGCAGACUUUGACAGAACCAUAGCCAUCCACCCGACGUCCUCAGAGGAGCUAGUAACAUUGCGCUAAUCAAGUGUUCAUAUUCCAACGUGCCACUUCAGAAGAUUGUUCCUAUCCAAACAAUAAAAAACGCUACGUUUUUUGACUAUUCUAUCCAGCAUUUUGUAACGAGAAGCGUUUUCUUGGUUUGUUGUAUUACUGGGGUCAUUAGUCACUAGUGAUUAAGACAAUACAGCAACAUUCAUCAGGCUGCGUCUUGAACUUGGCAUUGUUGUACUCCAUUUUCACUGGUAUUAUUGUUUGAUUGGAACAAGGUCAGAUGAAGGCUUGAUGAUUUAUAAUAGCUAAAAUUCUAAUUAAAUCUGUUUAUAGUAAAACACUGUUGCUUUGAUCUUACAUUUCUAGAAAGUUUAAUUCAGAGUUGCUUUCAAUAGAAGUGGGUAGUGCUUUCUCAAUAUUUGUAAAAUAAAAUUGGAUAUGCAGUUUUCUCACA